Molecule: messenger RNA, 1224 nt
Organism: Penicillium bovifimosum
Lineage: Eukaryota; Fungi; Ascomycota; Eurotiomycetes; Eurotiales; Aspergillaceae
Product: SMP-30/gluconolactonase/LRE family protein
Exons: 7
Coding region: 1-1224 (407 amino acids)
Source: RefSeq, a predicted model, not a curated record
AUGGCUCCUCAAAUAUCAUCUCUGGCGACGCUGCUGCUCUUGGGCUCAUAUCUGGCACCUGCCAGUGCCAGCAAGCUUCCUGCUCAAGCGCAAUUCAUUGAUCAGAAAGCGUUCAAUGUCCUGAAUACGACCCAGCCUCCAACUGAAUUCAAUGCGAAGACUCCCUUUGUUCCUCCAGGGUCGACAGGAGACAGUCUGGCCAACCAGCCUUUCCAUGUGUAUGACAAGGAGUUCCUGAAGAUCAUUGGAGAUCAUCCUACCCUCACCCGCAUCGGGCACACUUCAAAGGAUCCCAUUUUCCACGAGGCCGUUGUCUGGUCCAAGGGAACCGAUGAGGUCUUUUUCGUCCAGAACGCAGGCGCUAAGAACGCCAGCACCGGUCUUCACAAGUCCGCCAUCGUGGAGAAAAUCUCCCUUGCGCAAGCUGCUGCUGUUUCCGACAAGCGCGAUGCUGUGGGUCUCGUGAACAUCACCACCGUCCCUGCAUCACCAAUCAUUCUCAAUCCCAAUGGCGCUACCAACUAUCGCGGACAGAUUAUCUUCACCGGCGAAGGCCAGGGUGACAACAAGGCGCCUGCUUUGCAAGUCAUGAAUCCGAAGAGCCCUUAUAACACUACCGUCAUUCUUAACAACUUCUUCGGUCGUCAGUUCAACUCCUUGAACGAUGUCGCGAUUCACCCCAAGAGCAAGGAUAUCUACUUCACCGACACUAUCUACGGCUAUGUGCAGGACUUCCGCCCUGCUCCCGGCAUCCAGGACCAGGUGUACCGAUUCAACCCCGACACUGGUGCCGUGACCGUUGUCGCGGAUGAGUUCGAUCACCCCAACGGCCUGACUUUCUCUCCCGAUGGCGACUACGUCUAUGUCACCGAUACCGGAAUUGACAACGGCUUCAAGGGCUUCGACUGGACUCGUCCUGCUGCUGUCUACCGAUAUGACGUGAAGGAGGACGGCACAUUUGAGAACCGCAAGAUCUUCGCUUUUUCCAACUCCGGUGCACCUGACGGCAUCCACACUGACUCCUGGGGCAACGUGUAUGCCGGCUGUGCCGAUGGCGUUCACGUCUGGAACCCCUCUGGAAAGCUUAUCGGCAAGAUCCACCUUGGAACAGGCACGGCAAACUUCAACUUCGCCGGUAAGGGACGCAUGGUCAUCUGCGCCGAGACCGAGCUGUUCUAUGCCACCCUGGCAGCGGCCGGCAAUUAUGUUGACAGCGAGAUGUAA